Messenger RNA from Mus caroli (Ryukyu mouse), 4169 nucleotides. RefSeq names its product catenin alpha 3 (gene Ctnna3). The record is from RefSeq and is a predicted model, not a curated record. Gene Ontology annotation, cellular component: adherens junction; fascia adherens. Gene Ontology annotation, biological process: cell-cell adhesion; cell migration. Lineage: Eukaryota; Metazoa; Chordata; Mammalia; Rodentia; Muridae. Gene Ontology annotation, molecular function: beta-catenin binding; cadherin binding; actin filament binding.
CCCCUUUCUCUCUUAUCCUGGGUGAAUGGUGCUCAGCUAAAGGGACUGCCCCACAGGCUCUGUCUCUUUCCUCCCACCCUUCGAGCUCUCUUUGGAAAAAUUCCCUCCAAAAGCUGAACCCAAAGCUCAUUUACUUUGUAGGAAGCAUCAGAAAGGCAACAUGUCCGCAGAAACGCCAAUAACCAUGAAUAUGGACACUCAGGAUCUGCAGAUCCAAACGUUCACUGUGGAGAAACUGCUGGAGCCUCUGAUAAUCCAGGUUACUACCCUGGUGAAUUGUCCGCAGAAUCCUUCCAACAGGAAGAAAGGACGUUCAAAGAGAGCCAGAGUUCUUCUAGCUUCUGUGGAGGAAGCAACUUGGAAUUUGUUAGACAAGGGGGAGAUGAUUGCUAAGGAAGCCACGGUUUUAAAGGAAGAGCUGGCAGCUGCACUCCAGGAAGUUCGGAAAGAGAGCAAAGCUCUGAAGGUAUCAGCUGAGAGAUUUACAGACGACCCCUGUUACCUCCCGAAAAGGGAGGCCGUGGUUCAAGCCGCCCGCGCCCUGUUGGCAGCAGUUACAAAACUCCUUGUUCUUGCCGACAUGAUUGAUGUCAUGUGCNUCUUGCAGCAUGUGUCAUCUUUCCAAAGAACAUUCGAGUCUCUCAAAAAUGUUUCCAACAAGUCCGACCUCCAGAGAACCUACCAGAAGCUCGGGAAGGAGCUGGAAAGCCUGGAUUAUUUGGCCUUCAAACGCCAGCAGGACUUAAAAUCUCCAAGCCAGAGGGAUGAAAUUGCAGGGGCCCGGGCCACCUUGAAGGAGAACUCCCCACUCCUGCAUUCAAUUUGUUCAGCAUGCUUGGAACAUUCCGAUGUUGCUUCGCUCAAAGCCAGUAAGGACACCGUCUGUGAAGAGAUCCAGAACGCUCUUGAUGUCAUUUCAAAUGCUUCCCAAGGCAUCCAGAAUGUGCCAGCGCCCCCUGAACCUCAGGCAGCAACACUGGGAAGUGCUCUUGAUGAGUUGGAGAGCUUAAUUGUCCUGAACCCACUCACAGUGACAGAGGAAGACGUAAGACCAUCACUAGAGAAACGCCUAGAAGCCAUCAUCAGUGGGGCCGCACUGUUGGCCGACUCGUCCUGCACCAGGGACCUCCACCGGGAGCGGAUCAUCGCCGAGUGCAAUGCCAUCCGCCAGGCGCUCCAGGACCUGCUGUCGGAGUACAUGAGUAACACUGGAAAAACAGAAAGGAGUAAUACCCUGAAUACUGCCAUUGUCAACAUGAGCAAGAAGACAAGAGACCUCCGCCGACAGCUCCGCAAAGCUAUCAUAGAUCACAUAUCAGAUUCUUUCUUGGAUACAACAGUUCCACUCCUGGUCCUCAUUGAAGCUGCGAAGAAUGGCCGAGUCAAGGAAAUCAAAGACUAUGCUGCCAUAUUUCAUGAGCACACUGGCAGGCUUGUGGAGGUGGCAAAUCUGGCUUGUUCCAUGUCAACGAAUGAAGAUGGGAUUAAAAUCGUCAGAAUUGCAGCCAAUCACCUGGAGACCCUGUGUCCACAGAUCAUAAAUGCUGCACUUGCUUUGGCAUCAAGACCCAAGAGUCAAGUGGUCAAAAACACCAUGGAAAUGUACAAGCGCACAUGGGAACACUACAUCCACGUCCUCACUGAAGCUGUGGAUGACAUCACCAGCAUUGACGACUUUCUGGCUGUAUCUGAAAGCCACAUCCUGGAAGAUGUCAACAAAUGCAUUAUAGCCUUGAGAGAUCAGGAUGCUGAUAAUUUAGACCGAGCUGCUGGUGCCAUCAGAGGACGGGCCGCAAGAGUAGCUCACAUCGUUGCGGGUGAAAUGGAUAGUUAUGAACCUGGCGCUUACACUGAAGGUGUGAUGAGAAAUGUCAACUUCCUUACAAGCACUGUGAUCCCAGAGUUCGUGACACAAGUGAAUGUGGCCCUAGAUGCUUUAAGCAAGAACUCUCUGACUGCUCUUGAUGAUAAUCAGUUUGUGGACAUCUCCAAGAAGAUCUAUGACACAAUCCAUGAUAUCAGGUGUUCGGUCAUGAUGAUUCGGACACCAGAGGAACUAGAGGAUGUUUCUGACCUUGAAGAUGACCAUGAGGUCCGUAGCCACACCAGCAUUCAGACAGAAGGGAAAACUGAUCGGGCCAAGAUGACUCAACUGCCUGAGGCAGAAAAGGAAAAGAUUGCUGAGCAAGUCGCCGACUUCAAGAAGGUGAAGAGCAAGCUGGACGCAGAGAUUGAGAUAUGGGAUGACACAAGCAAUGACAUCAUUGUUCUUGCCAAGAAGAUGUGCAUGAUCAUGAUGGAGAUGACCGACUUCACGAGGGGGAAAGGACCACUAAAGCAUACCACUGAUGUAAUCUAUGCAGCUAAAAUGAUAUCAGAGUCAGGAUCAAGGAUGGAUGUUCUUGCUCGGCAGAUUGCUAACCAGUGUCCAGAUCCACCUUGCAAACAGGACUUGCUGGCUUACCUGGAACAGAUUAAAUUCUACUCCCACCAGCUGAAAAUCUGCAGUCAAGUUAAAGCAGAGAUCCAAAACCUGGGGGGAGAACUCAUUGUAUCAGCUUUGGACAGUGUCACCUCCCUGAUCCAGGCAGCCAAGAAUUUAAUGAAUGCUGUAGUGCAAACAGUGAAAAUGUCAUACAUUGCCUCCACCAAGAUCAUCCGCAUCCAGAGUUCUGCAGGACCCCGGCACCCAGUUGUCAUGUGGAGGAUGAAGGCUCCGGCUAAGAAGCCCUUGAUUAAAAGAGAGAAGCCAGAAGAAACAUGGGCAGCUGUCAGAAGAGGCUCUGCCAAGAAAAAGAUCCACCCAGUUCAAGUCAUGAGUGAAUUCAGAGGGAGACAAGUCUACUGAAUACCCUCAUCCACUCUAGUGCCCAUUUCUACACCCCAGGCUAACCACACUGCUUUAUUUCAUGGUUCAUUGGUUCUUUAAUUUCACCAAGUUUCAGAGUUAAGCUCACAAAUAACAUAAAACAUUGGGGUUAAAUGAGUGUGUAAGAUGUGUGUUUGGGAUCUUGUCAUUGUCGACUCUAUACGGCCAGCACAACCUAGUUAACUGGUUGGUAGAACCUAAGGAAUAAAACUCACGGGCAUGGCUUACCAUUACCCUUCAGAGGGGAGAGCUUAUGUUCAUUACAAAAUGAGCGUAAGUGAUAAUGUGAGUUCCUAUUACCCAGAAAUGUCUGCACCCAUGCAUUCUAUAUCCCUGGGAAGGAAAACCCUGACAUAUGCUUUCCACUUGCAUUUUGCUAGACAUAAAAGAGUUUAUCAACUAUUUUCCCAAUUAGCGUCCAUACUUUCUUUAACACACCUAACCUUGUAUCUAACCUGCCAAAAAUGUGUCACCCUUGCCCUGGGAAAUUUUAAUCACUGUUCAUCAUGAAUAGUUUAGAUACCUGUAACCGAGUGGGUGUGGCCAAGCUUCUUCCUAGAAUUUAAAAGUCAGAUAUGUUAUUCAAGAAGUGCUUUGAUGACCCUCUGUAGGCUGCCAUCUUGGAAUAUGAUGCUUGAACCUUGUAUUUCUAUAGUGAUCAGAAGUUCUGGACUCUUAGUAUUGGGCUUAUCAGAGCAUACCUGUAGAGUCAUCACCCACUGGAAAAAUGAAUUUUUGUUUGUUGUUGGUUUGGGUUUUUUUGUUUGUUUGGUUUUGGUAUUGGAAAUAAAACAUUUCAUAUUCUAGGCAAGCACAUUCUAAUCCUGAGCUACACACUUGGCCCUUCUGUUAGAGAAAUGAGACCCUGAGUUACAGCAAAGAGUUAAGUCUACAAUCAUGGACAGAUGAGGAAUGCUUCAUGAUUCUAAAGAUCUCUUUGUAUCUGCUGGAAACUGUAAUUAAAAUGAGAGACCAGUGUGCAAAGUAUUUUGACAGUGAGUAAAAUCUACCACCCAACAACUCAAACUGAGUUUUAUGUCAGUGAGUUUGGCAUCUUAAUAACCACAUUUAAAUGAAUGACAUUGGGUUAUUUUAUAUGACUAUGAGAUUAUGAAGGAAUCUUUAAUAGUUUAACAGAGUAGUGCAUAAUGGCUAUAACCACUUUCUGUCCCAUACUUCCUCUUUUUCCCCAUCCCUUUCUUCACAGGAUACUGAGUAUAAGUUGUAUUGAAAGACAAAGGGGGCUGGUGAGAUGGCUCAGCAGGUAAGAGCACCCGAUUGCUCUUCCAAAGGUCCUUAG